Capsicum annuum is the source of this 1646-nucleotide messenger RNA. Its product is annotated as probable choline kinase 3. The transcript is spliced from 8 exons. Gene Ontology annotation, molecular function: choline kinase activity; ethanolamine kinase activity. Bases 356 to 1393 code for a protein of 345 amino acids. The record is from RefSeq and is a predicted model, not a curated record. Gene Ontology annotation, biological process: phosphatidylcholine biosynthetic process; phosphatidylethanolamine biosynthetic process. NCBI's taxonomy places the organism in Eukaryota, Viridiplantae, Streptophyta, Magnoliopsida, Solanales, Solanaceae. Gene Ontology annotation, cellular component: cytoplasm.
ACCACUUUCCUAAAAAAGUUUUUAAAAGUCCCCUAGUCAAAGGAGGAAAACAAAAAAAAAUCUUUGGUUUUUACAACCUUCGUGUUGCUUUUUAGUUUUCUUUUCUAUUUUAGAAAAUUAAAAUUUUAAGAUAUAAAAAAAAAAAAGAAAAAGAAAAAAGUGGAUUCUUGGUGUAUAUGGUUGACACAAUACACGGAGACAAAUUAUCUAUAAAUAUACAUGUAGAGAGCUUGCGUAAUGUCAUAGUUUUCUUCUCUCUAUACAUCACUUCAUAUUCAUUAUAGUAGUAUUUUUGAGCUCCAUUUCUCUGCUCUUCAAAAUCUUGUGAAGCUUUACUGUUGGUUUUUGUUCUGUGAUGGCGGUGAAGACAAAUGAAGUUGUUGAAGGCUUUCUGCCGGAGGAAUUGAUGAAAUUGCUUCUAUCUUUAGCUAUAAAAUGGGGGGAUUUGCUGGAUCUGAAGAACUUGAAAGUUCACCAUUUGAGUGGUGCUAUGACCAAUGAGGUUUAUAGGAUAAGUUGGCCUACUAAGAACGAAAAUGUCUCGAGGAGAGUUUUGGUUCGAAUGUAUGGUGAAGGCGUCGAGCGUUUCUUCGAUAGGGAUGAGGAGAUUAGAACUUUUGAGUACUUGUCAAAGAAGGGUCAAGGACCUAAGCUUCUUGGUCAGUUUGCAAAUGGUAGAGUUGAGGAGUUCAUUCAUGCAAGGACACUAUCUGCUGAAGAUCUUCGUGACUCAGAGAUCUCUUCUUUGAUAGCUUCCAAACUGAGGGAGUUUCAUAACCUUGACAUGCCUGGUUUAAAGAACGUCAUUCUAUGGGACCGUCUCAGAAAGUGGCUAAAUGAGGCAAAGGAUCUGUGCUCACCUGAACAUCUAGAGGAGUUUUCAUUGGGUAAUCUAGACAGGGAAAUCAGCUUAUUGGAGAAAGAACUGCCAACUGAGUCUCAAGAGAUUGCCUUUUGCCACAAUGACAUGCAGUAUGGUAAUAUAAUGAUUGAUGAAAAAACGAAGGACAUUACUAUCAUUGACUAUGAGUAUGGUGGUUAUAAUCCAAUUGCUUAUGACUUUGCGAACCACUUCUGUGAAAUGACUGCAAACUAUCAUACUGAUACCCCUCAUAUCAUGCACUUCAAUACUUACCCUGAUUUAGAGGAGCGACAGCAAUUCAUACAUGCAUAUCUCAGUUCUUCAGGCCGUCAACCAAGUGAUGAAGAAGUAAAGAAACUUGCUGACGAAGCGGAGAAAUAUACACUUGCAAACCACUUGUUCUGGGGAUUGUGGGGAGUCAUCUCGGCAUAUGUCAACAAUAUUGAGUUUGACUAUAUGGAGUACGCUAGGGGAAGGUUCAAGCAGUACUGGUUCAGAAAGCCCGAACUCUUGGGUACCUCAGAUGACUAGUCCAGCUGAACCAGAAGCACAUUCUCUGAAGUUGCUUGAUGCCAAAACAUGUACAUUCACAAUGUAGAUGCAAAAGCCUUGAUAGUCAAUAGGCCUAUGUCGUAUAAUGAGUGGAGCAUUUAGAGUUGUUGGUGUUUCAUAGAAUAUGUUGAUAGGCUAUUACUGAGGGAUAAGUAUAUGAUGUACUGUUAAGAGAGUGUUGUUCAAUCACAAAUAUAUUGUCCAGUUUAAUAAAUGAAAGUUUCUUUCUCAA